GUUGCGAUGACAUUGGAGCGCUACAUUGUAGUUAAAUAUCCACUUAAAGCAGCUGGUUGGGUUACAAAAACACGUACCAAAAGAAUCAUAUUUGCUGUUGGUGUAUUUUCCUCCCUGAUCAAUAUUCCUCAAGGAACUCUCAAAACAACAUUUCAUUUGAUACAUGCAGUUAUUGAUAAUAUGAUGUACAUUAACCAUGCUUUAAAUUUUAUCUUGUAUGUUGUCAGUGGUAAGAAGUUUCGAAAAGAACUAAAGACAAUUUUCCUCAACAAGAUAUUAUCUGUAGUAGAUAAUGCUUUAGCUUGA
This is a messenger RNA of Patella vulgata (common limpet), 306 nucleotides long. RefSeq lists its product as uncharacterized. The annotation marks the transcript as partial. The record is from RefSeq and is a predicted model, not a curated record. Lineage: Eukaryota; Metazoa; Mollusca; Gastropoda; Patellidae. Gene Ontology annotation, cellular component: membrane. The transcript has 3 exons.